AUGAAAUUGCCGUGGACCAGACUCAUCCGCUUCGUCGCCACCGACGGCCGCCUACUGCGCGGCGAACCGAUCCUCCCCAGCGAGGAAUUCGACCUGGGCAACGUCACGGAAGCCGACCAGUUGAAGGCCAAAGUCAUCGUGGGGGACGACAUCUUCGACACGACGGGCAAGACGAAAGUGACGGAUGAGGUCGUCACGGUGAAGAAGAUCCUUGGUCCGUUGGCGCGAGAGGAGGUGCCGAUUCUGAGAUGUGUCGGCUUGAAUUAUGCAAAGCACAUCAAGGAAGCCGGGCGACAACCGCCGCCGUUCCCCUUCAUUUUCUUCAAGCCGAACACCACAGUCCAGGACCAUGAUGCUCCGGUGGUGAUACCAAAACUCGCCCAGGACGACCAGGCGGAUUACGAAGGAGAACUGUGUAUCGUCAUGGGCCGCGACGCGAAAGACGUCCCCGUUGAACAAGCCUUGGACUACGUGGGCGGGUACACAGCCGGCAACGACGUCUCGUCGCGUAAACUCCAGCGCGACCCGGAACUCGCCGGUCGCGUCCCUCAAUGGGGCUUCUCCAAGGGUUUCGAUACAUAUGCUCCCCUGGGCCCGUGUCUCGUGGCCCCCGAACUCAUCGGGAACCCUGCAGAGCUGCACCUGAAGACGAUCAUCGACGGCGAGACGCGGCAGAGCGAAAGCGUGUCUGAUUUGCUCUUUGAUUGCGCAUAUAUCAUCUCCUAUCUGAGUCAGGGAACGACCCUGCAAAAGGGCAGUGUCAUCAUGACGGGGACACCAGGAGGUGUCGGUUUCGGCAUGAAGCCCCCGCGAUUUCUCACCCCGGGCACGAAGAUGGAGGUGUCGAUAUCGAAGAUCGGCACGCUGCGGAACACGGUCCAGUUUGCCUAG
This is a messenger RNA of Cladophialophora psammophila CBS 110553, 891 nucleotides long. RefSeq lists its product as uncharacterized. Gene Ontology annotation, molecular function: catalytic activity. The transcript is spliced from 4 exons. Lineage: Eukaryota; Fungi; Ascomycota; Eurotiomycetes; Chaetothyriales; Herpotrichiellaceae. The record is from RefSeq and is a predicted model, not a curated record. Bases 1 to 891 code for a protein of 296 amino acids.